AUGAACGAAGAUGAUACGACGAGUAGUUCUCGUAUUUUCGUUAAGAUUAUGUUUAAGGAUAUCAGCGAGGUCUUGGGUCUCAAAAGCUUAGCUGAACGCUUCAAGGAUCCCUCAAUGCAAGUCUGGUAUGGAGGCUUAUUCCCUAUUGAUAAUCCCAGGAACACUAGGUUCUCAACAACUAUUGUUGUUACCAGUAUCGGUCUUGGAGUCUUGACUGAGGAAAUGCGCGAACAUCUCAAACGAGCCCCACAAUUAAUCAUGGCUAAGCGAUGGGAAUUAGAUGAAGCAGAAGCAUCAUCAGAUGAUGAUGUUUCGAGCUCGGACAUUUUGUCGAUGCCGGCAAGGCUUCGAAGAGAGAUGGGCUUUCUCAUGACCAGUUGGCAUGAGAUCAGAAGAGGAAGACAGUUUUCUAGUGGUAUUGGUAGGAGAGGAAGAGGAGGAAGGGUCGAGCGCGCCAAGGUCGGAAUGACGAGACCAAGGCGAAUCCGCAGACCACGGCCUUCCGCCUCUUCGACUGCCCCUUCGAUUUGGAUCGACCAUCGGCUGCUCGACCAAAGAGCUCGCCCGUCGAAGUCCCUGUCUCUCCGUCAGAUGAAGGUCGUCGGAUUCGGAGGCCAGAUCAUCGACGAUUCGGGCAAUCGCAUUCUGCGGUUUACUGACCGCCUUCUCGGCCAAUGA
Molecule: messenger RNA, 678 nt
Organism: Puccinia graminis f. sp. tritici CRL 75-36-700-3
Lineage: Eukaryota; Fungi; Basidiomycota; Pucciniomycetes; Pucciniales; Pucciniaceae
Exons: 4
Coding region: 1-678 (225 amino acids)
Biological process (GO): mRNA splicing, via spliceosome
Cellular component (GO): catalytic step 2 spliceosome
Molecular function (GO): RNA binding
Source: RefSeq, a predicted model, not a curated record